Molecule: messenger RNA, 4758 nt
Organism: Stereum hirsutum FP-91666 SS1
Lineage: Eukaryota; Fungi; Basidiomycota; Agaricomycetes; Russulales; Stereaceae
Product: ATP-binding cassette transporter
Exons: 33
Coding region: 1-4758 (1585 amino acids)
Biological process (GO): transmembrane transport
Cellular component (GO): fungal-type vacuole; membrane
Molecular function (GO): ABC-type peptide transporter activity; ATP binding; ATP hydrolysis activity
Source: RefSeq, a predicted model, not a curated record
AUGUUGGACUCGACCUUUGUGGUCCAGCAAGCCGGGCAUUAUAUCUCCAAAGCCUUGAACUCCAGAGACGAUGCUUUGUGGUCCAACACUCUGGCGAUUCCACUCUAUGCUUCUUGUCUAUCCUUCCUGGUCCUUUUCAUCCGCAAUGUAGUCUCCUCCGUCAAGUCUCGACGCUCCGUGACCCGCUUCGUCUGGGCGAGCGAAGGACGAAACAGUUCUCCGGACGCGGAUGUGACUCAGGAUUUCAGCGGACGCGUCAGUGCCCAUGGUGGGGCGCUAAUCUUCACAUCAGAAAUCCUUCGCCUGGCUGGUUGCGUGGCAGCAGCCGGCCUCUCCAUAUCUUGGUUUACUAGCUCUAAAACCAGUGCAAUUGGACUCUACUGCAUUGUCCUCAUCUAUACCUGCGUCCUUACAUUUUUCUCCGUACUCCCCAGAAAACCUUCACUAGCCUCCAGCCAUGCCACGCUCAUCCUGGUGGUCGCGUGGGCUGUGCUUUUCAUCCGCGACGUUAUCCCUUUCCUGACAUACACAGAGUUUCCCGUGGAAGAAGGUCCAAUUGUGUAUGCGAUUUUCGGCGUUCUCACUUUUACCGGUGUCUUAUUGCCACUUUUCACGCCAAGAGCAUAUAUUCCUUGCGAUCCUGCUGAUCCGAUGCCUCCGAAUCCCCUGCAGACCGCUUCGCCGUGGUCUCGCAUUCUCUUCUUCUACCUGGACAACAUUAUUUGGAAGGCGUACAAUGUUCCUCAUCUGCCUCUAUCGGAAUUACCUCCAUUAGCCGAUGAAGACCACGUCAAGCACCUUGUACGCAUCGCUUUCCCGCAUUGCGAUCCGCUUUGGAAGACGUCAGAGGUACAAGACAGCAAGGGGGAUACAAAGGCGAAGAAGGCUUUUGGCCAUUGGCGCAUGCUGCUUGCGCUAGUCAUUGUCUUCCGUCGUGAGCUCGCCAUCGUCUGUUUCCUCAUAACAUGUCAGUCGGCCGCACAACUUUUCUCUCCAUACGGUCUCCGACAUCUCUUGAUGUAUCUGGAGAGCUCCGGGGAGGGCGCGAUCGUCCGACCUUGGGUUUGGGUCCUCUCCCUCUUCCUUGCGCCCUUUGCUUCUGCUGUACUCUUGCAAAACUAUCAACAGAUCAACUCGAGGAUUAUUACAUGCACAGAGUCUAUUCUCACCCAAUUGGUCUUGCAGCAUGCGUUGCGCAUUCGGAUGGUUGUGGACACCAAUGCCGAUUCUAAGGCUUCUCCUUCUGGGACCACGACACCCGUCACCUCAGAGAGCACUGUAGCUACCGACGGCCCUGCGUCCGUAUCCACAUCUGACACGAACGGGCACCAGUCACAGGAUGUGGAAGCUGGAUCCGACUCGGGAACGACGGCUCAGGAUUCUGAAGCUUCUACACUCGUCCCAACUCCAUCGACAACGACAUCCGCGACAUCCAAAAGUCUUGUUGGACGCAUGAACAACUUGAUAUCCUCGGAUUUGCAAGCGCUCGGGAGAAGCACGGACGUCUUGCAGAUUCUUGUGGCUGUGCCCCUUGGGAUAAUUGGGUCCACCGUGUUUCUCUACAACAUUCUUGGGUGGAGCGCAUUGGCAGGGCUUGGAUUCACGUUGUUAGGGUUGCCCAUUCCGGGUUUUUUCUCCAAACUAUUACAAGAUGCUUCUCGAGAAGUCUCGAAAAAGAGUGAUGAUCGUGUCGAGCUCGUCACCGAAACACUUGGUGUGAUCAGGAUGAUAAAAAUGUUCGGUUGGGAGCAUAAGAUGAGCGAAUCCAUCAACGAGAAACGCCAAAUAGAGCUUGGUUGGCUCUUCAAGAGUAAAGUCCUUUCAUUGUUAACGAUGAGUUGCCAGUUCAUCAUCCCAUGUUUGACCGAGGCUGCGACGUACAGUUUCUAUGCACUCGUGAUGAAAGGAACCUUGGAUGCUGCCACUGUAUUCGCCUCUAUUGCGCUCUUUGAGAUCCUUCGAAACAAGCUGCAACAAUCGCUCUUUCUCCUGCCAAUAGCCAUUAAGGCAAAGGUCUCUCUUGACCGUAUCACGGACUUCCUGACUGAGACUGAACUCCUAGAUGAGUUUACACCUGAAAACGUUGUUUUUCCGGUAACGGUACCAUCCGUCGAGACGGAUGAUAUCGGAUUCAGAGCCGCGACAUUUACUUGGUUCAAUGAGGGCAUACCGGGCACUGCGACACCGUCGAAACGGCGCUUUACACUGCACGUUGAGGAUGAACUAUUGUUUAAGAAGGCAUGCAUCAAUCUCAUUGUUGGGCCCACAGGCUGUGGGAAGACUUCGCUCUUGAUGGCUCUUUUGGGCGAGAUGCAUUUCGUAGAAGCAGGACCUGGUUCGUGGUUCAACCUUCCAAGAGCUGGAGGCGUGGCGUAUGCUGCUCAGGAAUCUUGGGUCAUGAAUGCUACUAUCAAGGAGAAUAUUCUCUUCGAGUCUCCCUUUGACGAGGAUCGAUACGCUCAAGUGAUACAUCAAUGUGGCCUUACGCAUGAUCUUUCCCUAUUCGAUGCUGGCGAUGAAACUGAAAUUGGCGAGCGGGGCGUCACACUCAGUGGCGGACAAAAGGCUCGGGUGACCUUGGCGCGUGCUGUCUACUCUUCUGCGGAGAUAAUUCUGUUAGAUGAUGUUCUCGCCGCGCUAGAUGUCCAUACGGCCAAAUGGAUCGUCGAAAAGUGCUUCACAGGGCCUCUUAUCCAAGGAAGGACCGUACUUCUGGUUACUCACAACGUCAGUCUCACGGCACCGAUUGCCGACUUCGUGGUUUCUCUCGGGUCAGACGGCCAAAUCCUCAGCCAAGGAACAAUGUCAGAGGCUCUGGCCAAGAGCUCGAAACUCAGAGAAGAAGCUAAACACGAGUUUGAGGUAGAAGAGAAAGCUGCAGAAGAGAUCGAUGUACCUGCCCUUGGUGAAGAAGUGGCAAAGAAAGAAGACAAAAAAGACGGAAAGCUCGUCCUUGAAGAGGAAACCGCUGAGGGUCACAUCAGCUGGCAGUCGUUCAAAAUGUACGUUGAGGCUCUGGGUGGCCCUGUAUUCUGGCCCAUAUUCGUAGUAGCGACUUUCUUCGAAUGCACUAUCGAGGUGCUUCAGCCUUGGAUCCUGGGAGAAUGGGCAAAUCAGUAUCUGAGCCAUCGUCCAGAAGACGUCAACGUUCCUUUCUAUCUCGGUGCAUACGUCACGUUCUGUGUAGGCAUGGUUGUAGUCUACGGUAUCGUACAGGUGGUCCUCUUCAAAGGCGCUUUACGAGCCUCCAACCUGCUCCAUCAAAGGCUCAUCUCUACCAUUCUGAGCACUACUCUGAGAUGGCUCGACAAGACACCAAUGUCACGCAUAAUUACUAGAUGUACUCAAGAUGUUUCUUCAGUCGACUCCGUCAUUCCCGAUGUUUUUUCUCAGGUUUUUGAAAUCGGAGUGGUCCUUACCGUACGCUUUUUCGCCGUGCUUGUCUUCACUCCAAAAGUCGGACUUAUUGGGAUAAUCAUCGCGGCUGCUGGAGGUACCUUGGGGAAUAUCUAUAUUAAGGCGCAGCUAUCAGUGAAGCGAGAGCUGAGUAAGGCGAAGGCACCCGUGGUAGCCCAUUUUGGUGCUGCCGUCGAAGGCAUCGUCUCAAUCCGCGCCUACGGCGCUCAGGAGUCCAUACUGUUGAAAUCUACUGCCAAAAUUGAUGAAUAUACUCGUGCAAACCGUGUAUUCAACGACUUGAACAAAUGGAUCGGCGUUCGCGUUAAUGGCUUAGGUGGCCUGUUCGCUGCCGCGUUGGGGAUUUAUUUUGUGUAUGGCCACACGAACGUCAAUCCGUCCAAUACAGCUUUCACCUUGACGAUGGCUGUCAGCUUUGGUCAGCUGAUUCUGUGGUUUGUCCAACAACUCAACCAGUUCGAAGUCAACGGGAAUAGUCUUGAACGUCUACAGCAGUACAUGGUCAUCGAACAAGAGCCCCAGCCUGUCCUGGAUAGAUUGCCACCUGCAUACUGGCCUUCGAGUGGCGAUUUGAAAGUCGAAAACCUCAGCGCACGAUACUCCAACGAUGGUCCCAAGGUAUUACAUAACCUCUCCUUUGAGAUCAAGGCCGGAGAGCGUGUCGGCAUCGUCGGACGUACCGGUAGCGGGAAGAGUUCCUUGACGUUGGCUUUGCUACGAUGCAUCAUCACCGAAGGAGAGGUUUAUUAUGAUGGCUUGCCCAUCUCUUCGGUGAACUUGGACUCGCUCCGAAGCCAUAUCACUAUCAUACCUCAAGUGCCUGAGCUUCUGAGUGGCACGCUCCGACGCAACUUGGACCCAUUCGAUCAAUUUGACGACGCUGUACUUAACGCAGCCCUUCGUUCCGCUGGUCUUUAUUCGAUUCAAAGCGAAGGAGAGGAGAGUAUGAUCACGCUAGAUACUCCCAUGGCUCGUGGCGGAAGUAAUCUCUCGGUGGGGCAACGCCAAAUCAUCGCGUUGGCCCGAGCGAUGGUACGCGAGAGUAAGCUACUCAUUUUGGACGAAGCGACGUCCGCGAUCGAUUAUAAAACGGACUCCGUGAUCCAGGAGUCGUUGAGGACUGAGCUGAAGAAGGAUGUGACGAUCAUCACUAUUGCCCAUCGUCUUCAAACCAUUAUGGAUGCCGAUAAAAUUAUGGUCCUCGACGCUGGAAAUAUCGUCGAGUUUGACAGGCCGAGCGAGCUCCUGAAGAAGGAAGGCGGAUUUUUGAAAUCAUUAGUGGACGAAAGCGGGGACAGCGACGCGUUAUAUGCCGCUGCUGUUACCUCCGUAAGUAUUUAG